This is a messenger RNA of Juglans regia (Persian walnut), 1813 nucleotides long. RefSeq names its product U11/U12 small nuclear ribonucleoprotein 59 kDa protein. The transcript is spliced from 10 exons. The record is from RefSeq and is a predicted model, not a curated record. The coding region runs from base 121 to 1335 and encodes 404 amino acids. NCBI's taxonomy places the organism in Eukaryota, Viridiplantae, Streptophyta, Magnoliopsida, Fagales, Juglandaceae.
UCCGAGACCCGAGCCCGCCCGACCCCCCCCCCCAUCAAUCGGGUGCAGCCCAGCGCCGCCACUUCUUCCCCGUUGACACCGACGUCUCCGCACCACCAGACAAACAUAUUGUUUCCAGCAAUGAAUUUGGUUCCAUUCCAAUCCACUGUACCACCGCCGCUAUGGUUUCCGAUGUUACCUCCCAACCUGCCAAUGUCCUGUGCCUUUUGGGAGACUAAAAAUGUGGAGGACCGGGUUAAAGAGCUGCAAGAUACUCUCGAUCUUGCAAAAGCAAUGGAGAAAGAGCUAGAGAUGUUGGCAAUGAUCAAAGACAGUAAUGAGAGUGAGAAAAGUGAGGACUAUGGGUCAAGUGGCAUUUCUGUUCAUAGGUUCAAAAAAAUAUUAGAAGAUAAGGGGUUUAGUUUGGAAUCCCAAGAGUCACUUUCUGUGGAAGCUGCGAAUACAUUGAUGUCAAAAUUAAGAGCUCAGCUUGAACCAUUCAAGGUGAUCAUGGAUGUAAGGACUCCGUGGGAGGAAAAGUCAGCAGCAGUUAGAUUGUCCGACAAAAUACGGAAGUAUAAACGAAAUAAACUUUGGAGGAAAAGGAAGAGGAAGCGCAUUGCGGAAAUGUUGACGAAGGAGCGUGAACGAUUUGAACAAGCUGAUCAAGAAGCUGAUGAAUGGAGGGCUAGGGAGAUUGCCAAGGAUAUUGCAAAGGGCAAGGUAGAUAAGAUGAAGGAAGUUGCGAAACUUAAAACAAAAGAGGAGAGAAAGAGACUAGAAUCUGAGCUUGAACAGAUAUUGAUUGUGGAGAAGUUGCAAGAGUUACGCUCCAUGAGGAUCCAAAAAUUGAAGAAACAAGGUCAUUUUUUCCCCGAGGAAGAUGACAAGUUUCUCGAGAGAGUUCGAGCUGCUGUUGAAGAAGAGGAACGCCAAGCAGUUGCUGCAGCUGACACAGAUGCUGCCAAGGAUGCCAUUGCAACUGCUGAAGAAUCUAGGAAAACCCUCCAGGGUCAUGGGCUCGACAAUACAAGCAGUGAGAAAGGCAGUAAAGACAGCAUAGACUUAGUAAUUGAGACUGAACAUAACAAAAGCACCAUUGUCACUGUCAAUGAGUCUGGACCACAAAGAUUGGAGGGACGAGUUGGUGGAGCUUAUGAUUUGGUGGCAAAUCUGCCAUUGGAGUUCUAUCAUUAUUAUCAUGGCAGCAACGCCGACAUGGGCACCCUUAUUGAGGUGAGGAGAACAUGGGAUGCAUAUAUAAGACCUGGAGGAAGCCGUAUUCCAGGGCAUUGGGUUCAACCACCUCCGCCAGCAGAUGAGAUAUGGGCAUCCUACCUGGUGAGGCCUAAAUGACACGAUGACUGCAGAGUUUGUGGCAGUUUUUGCUCAAAGUAUGGUUUCUUCCAUACUCUUGACUCCGGUUGCCGCCCAGCAGAUUGUCAUAUAAUUAAAGCAGAAAGAAAUAAGAAUGACAAAACAUCUGUGCAAGCCCUUAGCAUGUUAGAGUCAGAAUAGAUUUAACUCUGAACUCUGAAGCUAUGAAUUGGGAAACAAGGUGAUUGAUGCUCAAGACAUUCACGGAAAGCAUUUACAGAGGUUUUCAUGUGGGAUCGAGGAUCAUAUCAAUUAUCGAAGGUAUGUAUGUAUGUAUGACGGAAAAAGAUCUCCCGAGUAAGUUCGAGCAAGAACUUGAGGGGACGUUAAUCAAAAGAUACAACUCUAUAAACUGUUAUCUGUUUUGCCAUUACCGAAUGGUUGGUUUUGUUCAGUAAAUGAUAAAAAAAUACUCUCUUGUAAGAUAGUUACAGAGAUCAGCUUGUUGAAAUCUCAA